Loxodonta africana (African savanna elephant) is the source of this 3849-nucleotide messenger RNA. It is a transcript of the gene PPARG, whose product is annotated as peroxisome proliferator activated receptor gamma. The transcript is spliced from 7 exons. NCBI's taxonomy places the organism in Eukaryota, Metazoa, Chordata, Mammalia, Proboscidea, Elephantidae. Gene Ontology annotation, molecular function: DNA-binding transcription repressor activity, RNA polymerase II-specific; nuclear receptor activity; RNA polymerase II cis-regulatory region sequence-specific DNA binding. Gene Ontology annotation, cellular component: nucleus. Bases 2213 to 3730 code for a protein of 505 amino acids. The record is from RefSeq and is a predicted model, not a curated record. Gene Ontology annotation, biological process: negative regulation of cholesterol storage; negative regulation of inflammatory response; positive regulation of transcription by RNA polymerase II.
AAAAAAAAACCUCAAAAUAAAUCAAAGACCUAAAUGUUAAAGCCAAAACUAUAAAGUUCCUGAAAGAAAACUUGGGGACAAAAUUAUGAGACCUAACUUUUUUCAGUAACGGAUUACCAAACACAACUACAAAUGCAUGAGCAACAGACGACAAGUUAGAUAACUAGAACCUCCUAAAAAUUAAAUGCUUAUGCUCAUCAAAAAACUAUUAAAAGAGUAAAAAGACAACCUACAGAUUGGGAAAAAAAACUUUGGGAAUGAUAUAUCUGAUAAGGGUCAAAUCUCUAAAAUAUAUAGAAAACUUCAGCAACUCAACAUCAGAAAGACUAAUAGCUUAAUUUAAAAAUAGGCAAGGGACAUGAACAAACACUUCACCAAAUAGGACAUUCACGUGGCCAACAAACACAUGAAAAGUUGUGAUCAUUAGCCAUUAGAGAGAUGUGAAUCAAAACUACAAUGAUAUAUACCCUCUCACCCCUGCAAAAAUGGCACUGAUCAAAAAAUAGAAAACAACAAAUGCUGGUGAGGUUGAGGGGAGAUUGGAACCUUGCUCCACUGCUAGUGAGAUUGUAAAUUGGCUCAACCUCUAUGGAAAACGGUAUGGUGCUUCCUCAAAAAUCUAGAAAUAGAAAUACACUAUGAUCCAGCAAUCCCAUUCUAGGCGUAUAUGCUAAAGAACUAAAACUACUGACACAAACAGACAUACACACUCAUGGUCCGUGCAGCACUGUUCACAAUAGCAAAAAGAUGGAACCAACCUAACUGCUCAUCAGCCGAUGAAUGGGUCAACAAACUGUGGUACAUACACACAAUGGAAUACUAUACUGCCAUAAAGAAUAAUGACAAGUUCUCAAAAUACAUUAUAACAUGGAUGACUCUGGAGGACAUUAUGCUGAGUGAAUUAAACCAAUCACAAAAGGGCAAAUACUGUAUCAUCUCACUAUUAUAAAAAGAAAAGAAUAGUUACACAUACAGUAAGCAACAUUCUUUGGUGGUUACCAGGGAUGGGAGGGAAAAAGAGGGAGAAUCACUUUCUAGAUAGUUGAUGCUUGUUAGUUUUGGUGAUGGGUAAGGUAAUACUGAAUAAGGAUGAAGUCAGCACAACUUGACCAAGGUAAAUGAUCACACAAAGAAAUACACAAGAAUAAGGGGUGAUUUUGGUAAAAAGCCACAACAUAUAAAAUUUUGCAACAACAGUAGUAACAACCAAAAAAAUAUGUGCAUGGUUACAUGUAGAUGUGUGUACUUAUAUAUGUAUAGGUAAAAACAAAAAACACACCUCUAACCAGAAGGCUGGAGGUUCAAGUUCACCCAGAGAUACCUUGGAAGAAAGGCCUAGUGUUCUAAGUCUGAAAGGCCAUCCUUUGAGAACUCUGUGGAGCACAGUUCUACUCUGACACGCAUGGGGUUAAGUUAGAAUCUACUUAACAGCAACUGGUAAAAGUAGUAGAAUAAAUAUCUUAAAAAAAAAACCAAAGAAACCCACUGCCGUUGAGUCGAUUCCAACUCACAGCGACCCUAUAGGACAGAGUAGAGCUGCCCCUUUGAGCUUCCAAGGAGGACCUGGCGGAUUCAAACUGCCGACCUCUUGGUUAAAAACUGUAGCGCCUAACCACUACACCACCAGGGUUUCCAUAAUAAAUAUCUUAGGAUUAUAAUAUGUUGAUAACAAAUUUAAAAUGAGUGCGUAUUUGAAUUCAAAAGUUUACUUCAGAUAACGUGGCUACAGAUUCAACCAGGAAUGGACAGCUAGAAAAAAACUUCGUCCAAAUGAAUUUCUCUGGUAUUUCAUAACCCAGGGAUUUAAAGUCUUCCAUUUUAGGAAGCUCUUGAACAAUCUCCUUGCUCUGAUAAUUCUAAAUACUGUACAGUUCACACCUCUCACAAGACUCUGAACAUGUGGGUUACUGACGAGACAGUGUGGCAAUAUUUUUCUUGUAAUGUACCAAGUCUUGCCAAAGCAGUGAGCAGCAUUAUGACACCACGUUUUGUCACAGCUGGCUCCCUAACAGGAUGGUGCCAGCCAAUUCAGGCCUGGUCCUUUCUGUGUUUAUUCCCACUUCUCCCAAAUAUUUGGAAACUGGUGUCUUGAUUCACUGGUGUAUUCACAUGUUUUAUUACUGCAAGUCUUUUUCGUUUACCGGAUUGAUUCUUUGCGAGGAAUAGACAAAGUAUCAUUGUGAAUCACAGCGAAUCUCUUUUCCGUGCUGGUAUGGGUGAAACUCUGGGAGAUUCUCUCAUUGACCCUGAGAGCUGUUGCUUCAGUGAUACACUGUCUGCAAGCACUUCACAAGGAAUUACCAUGGUUGACACCGAGAUGCCAUUUUGGCCCACCAACUUUGGAAUCAGCUCCAUGGAUCUCUCUGUAAUGGAUGAUCACUCUCACUCCUUUGACAUCAAGCCCUUCACCACUGUUGAUUUCUCCAGCAUUUCUACUCCACACUAUGAAGACAUUCCCUUCACGAGAGCUGACCCAGUGAUGACUGACUAUAAGUAUGACCUGAAGCUCCAAGACUACCAAAGUGCAAUCAAAGUGGAGCCUGCCUCCCCACCUUAUUAUUCUGAAAAGACCCAGCUCUACAAUAAGCCUCAUGAAGAGUCUUCCAACUCCCUCAUGGCAAUUGAAUGCCGUGUCUGUGGAGAUAAAGCUUCCGGGUUCCACUAUGGAGUUCAUGCUUGUGAAGGAUGCAAGGGUUUCUUCCGGAGGACAAUCAGAUUGAAGCUUAUUUAUGAUAGAUGUGACCUUAACUGUCGGAUCCACAAAAAAAGUAGAAAUAAAUGUCAGUACUGUCGAUUUCAGAAAUGUCUUGCUGUGGGGAUGUCUCAUAAUGCUAUCAGGUUUGGGCGGAUGCCACAGGCUGAGAAGGAGAAGCUGUUGGCAGAGAUUUCCAGCGACAUCGACCAGCUGAACCCAGAGUCUGCUGAUCUCCGGGCCCUGGCCAAACACUUGUAUGACUCAUACAUAAAGUCCUUCCCGCUGACCAAAGCAAAGGCGAGGGCCAUCUUGACAGGAAAGACAACAGACAAAUCACCGUAUGUUAUCUAUGACAUGAAUUCCUUAAUGAUGGGAGAAGAUAAAAUCAAUUUCAAACACAUCACCCCCCUGCAGGAGCAGAGCAAAGAGGUGGCCAUUCGCAUCUUUCAGGGGUGUCAGUUCCACUCGGUGGAGGCUGUGCAAGAGAUCACAGAGUAUGCCAAAAGCAUUCCUGGUUUUGUGAACCUUGACUUGAAUGACCAAGUAACUCUUCUAAAAUAUGGCGUCCAUGAGAUCAUAUACACAAUGCUGGCAUCCUUGAUGAAUAAAGAUGGGGUUCUCAUAUCAGAGGGCCAAGGAUUCAUGACAAGGGAGUUUCUAAAGAGCCUGCGGAAGCCCUUUGGUGACUUUAUGGAGCCCAAGUUUGAGUUUGCUGUGAAGUUCAAUGCACUGGAAUUAGAUGACAGCGACUUGGCAAUAUUUAUAGCUGUCAUUAUUCUCAGCGGAGACCGCCCAGGCUUGCUGAACGUGAAGCCCAUUGAGGACAUCCAGGAAAACUUGCUGCAAGCCUUGGAGCUCCAGCUGAAGCUGAACCACCCCGAGUCCUCUCAGCUAUUUGCCAAGCUACUCCAGAAAAUGACAGACCUCAGACAGAUCGUAACAGAACACGUGCAGCUAUUGCAAGUCAUAAAGAAAACAGAAAUGGACAUGAGUCUUCACCCACUCCUACAAGAGAUCUACAAGGACUUGUAUUAGCAAAAGAGUCCUAAAUCACUGACAAAGCUUCCUUCCUCAAACUGCACUAUUAUUUUGAGGGAAAAUCUGACACCUAAGAAAUUUACUGUGAAAAAGCAUUUAAAAAAAAAAAAAGGUUU